This is a messenger RNA of Desarmillaria tabescens, 231 nucleotides long. RefSeq lists its product as uncharacterized. The annotation marks the transcript as partial. Lineage: Eukaryota; Fungi; Basidiomycota; Agaricomycetes; Agaricales; Physalacriaceae. The transcript has a single exon. Gene Ontology annotation, molecular function: ATP binding; nucleic acid binding. The record is from RefSeq and is a predicted model, not a curated record.
GAAGAAGUCCAGGCAAGGGUCGAAGCCAUGUUCAGAUGCAGCCCCUGUCUAUGGCAGAUUGAGGUAGCUCGAAGUGUUCUUGCUGGCAAAGACAUUAUAACUGUAGCUCCAACUGGUGCUGGAAAGUCUUUAACAUAUUGGAUCCCACUGGCUUUCACAGACAAGGGCAUAGUGAUGGUUGUACUUCCUUUGGAGAUUUUGCACAACAUGCCCGAAGUGAAGGACCUACAC